Carassius gibelio (silver crucian carp) is the source of this 6869-nucleotide messenger RNA. RefSeq names its product protein mono-ADP-ribosyltransferase PARP14. Bases 1 to 6108 code for a protein of 2035 amino acids. Gene Ontology annotation, molecular function: transcription corepressor activity; NAD+ poly-ADP-ribosyltransferase activity. The transcript has 26 exons. The record is from RefSeq and is a predicted model, not a curated record. Gene Ontology annotation, cellular component: cytoplasm; nucleus. NCBI's taxonomy places the organism in Eukaryota, Metazoa, Chordata, Actinopteri, Cypriniformes, Cyprinidae. Gene Ontology annotation, biological process: negative regulation of gene expression.
AUGGAAGAGAAGAGUCUGGUUCUCGAGGGACUUCCGGCUGAUUUCGACCGUGUCCGAUCCAAACUCGAGCUUUAUUUCAGAAACAAGAGAAGAUCUGGAGGAGAGAUCGUGCAGAUCCGAGAACAUCUCGAGGACAAACAAAAGGCGCUUCUGGUUUAUAUGAGGGACGAUGAUCUGAAGAAGGUGCUCGACAAAACUGUCCAUAAAGUUAAUCUGAAACCUCAUGGAUCAGUGGAACUGACCGUGAAACUCCCAGAAGACCCUGUGGUCAAGAAGCCCAAACCAGCAGUGCUGCCCAAACCCCCCCGGUCACCGGCCGCUCCUGACCCACAGGUCUCUCCCGAGAGGAAGCCUGCUCCAGCAAUUACACAUCAUAAAGAAGAUGAGGAGGCUUCUGAGCUCCCGGAUCUCCUCAUUAGCACCUCUGGAUCGGUGGAGAAGGAGACCCUUCAGAUGUAUUUUGAGCAGUUCACAGAACAGUUUGAGCUAGCGAAGCACGGGAAUAACAGCUGGAUCCUGACGCUCUGCUGUCAGUCAGAUCUAGAGGAGAUUUUGGGCCAGAAAGAGCAUGAGUUUGGUAUAAGUUUAGCGGUGUAUAGAGGAGGAGGUGUGGGAGAGCAGCUGGACCCGCGGCGCUUCAUCUUGACCGGCUUCGAUGGAGACACAGACUGCAGGAUGAUCUCACUCUUCAUCGGCAGCUGUAGCAGGACAACAGAGCACACCUGGGAGACGCUCGACGAGGACAGGAUAGUAGUCUCCUUCAGACACGAUAUCGAUGUGAGGUCGUUUUUAAGGAAGUGCACCUCGAAGCAGCUGCAGGGUCGAGACAUCGGAGUGACCCGUGUGGAGCGGACGGACUCGGUCCUGGUCCAGGGAGACUUGGAGAAGCUCUCUGAAGAUGUUCUCACACUUUACUUCAGUAACAAGAAGAGGAGCAGAGGAGGAGACGUCCAGUCCUGCAUCUGGAUCAACAGAAGAAAGAGUGCGGUCAUCACCUUCGCAAACUGUGACGAUGCACAUGCAGUGGUGGAACAAACACACAAUGUUUGCGGCACAGAAGUUCACGCUUCACUCUUCUACUCAAGUUUACAAAAGGCUCUAACUGGAGAAAAACCAGCCCUAACUGAUCAAAUAUCCACAAAAGUGAAGGUUCCUGUCAGUGAAGAGCUGCUCCGUUUCUUUGAAACCAGCGAGCGAUGCAGAAAACUGCUGGAGAGUGACGCCAAACGCUUUCAUGCCAAAGUGCUCGUUGACCGCUCCACCGCAGAACAUGAACUGAUUCUGGAGAUGGACGUCAAGAAAGAGUCGCUGGCUGCGCUGCAGAUCGCUCCCACGUGGAAGUCCACGACACUGAGGGAAAUCCAGUCCUUUCUGAGCAGAUAUGACACCGCAGAGCUGACGGCGGAGAAGGACGUCUGGACCAGAUCUGAGAACAUCUGUAACGGUCUCGUCACGCUUAACACUGCGCUCUUCUACAGCCAGAUCAACUCUAAAGCUGUGAUUACUGGAGAGAAAGAGGAGGUGAAGGUCCUGUCAGACAAGAUCAGGACAGUCCUGGAGAACACUGCUGCUGCGGUGGAAGCAGAAAGAAACAGCACCCAGGUGGACAUCCAGCUAGACUGCAGAGAGACGUGUGAUCUCAUAAAAGAGCGAGUGGAGUCCAGGUUAGGACAGGUGAGUUUCUCACACGAUGAGAAGCAGCACAUCAUCUCUCUCAGAGGUCUGAAGGAUCAGGUAGAUCCAGUGGAGAUGAUCAUCAAGCAAACGCAGAAGAACAUCAUCACACACCAGCUAAAGCUUUCCUCACAUCUCACUCACUUUCUCAAGUCUCUGGAUCUUAAAAAGUUCGAGCGAGACUAUUUUCUCCCAAGCCACAUUCCAGCUAGACUUUUAAAGCGACAGGAUUUUUUUGUGAUCUUAGUUGAGAAGGAGAACCAGAAGAGAGCUGAAGACAGAAUAAGUGAGAUUCUCCAAGAGCAGGUUCUACAGCUUUCUCCCAAUCAGACCGGUGAAACCUGGACACACUUUCUCAGGAAUCUUCAAGAUGAAAUAGAAUUGCUCCAGAAAGCUCACGAUAUCAGGAUCACUAAAUCAAAUAAUGAGGUUAUAAUAUGUGGGUUUUCCAGUGCGGUGGCAGAUGUUACAGGAAAAGUGAAGACAUAUCUAGACAACAAGGAACCAACGACUGAGAACGUCGCUCUGAAAUCUGUGCGAGAGGCUGAAUUUGUGGAGUCCUGUCUGAAUCUGUGUGAGCUCCCAGACCUGAAGCGCUUCGGCGUGACGGUACUCGCUCACAGAACAUCAGACGCCCCGUGUCUGAGAGUCACAGCACCUAAAGACAAGCUCAGAGACGCUGUGUGUGUCGUACAGCAGCAGAUCUCAUCCAUCCUUCUGCAGAGCCAUACAUACGGCAAAGCAGGAGAAGCAAAGGUCCUGGAGAAACUUGAAGCCAGUGUGAAGACCAAAGCUAAGGAGAUGCAGUGCAGUCUGUAUUUAUCACAAGAGCAUGUGGUCAAAUCUGUUCCUCCGAAGAACUUCACACACAAAAUAGAUAACUUCAUGACCCUGAACAUCACAGAGGGAGACCUGCACCAUUACACCGCCGACGCUUUGACCUGUCCGAUGAAUACCAGUCUAGCGUUCAAUAACCCUGUGGCUCAGUGCUUUGUCCAGUUCGGAGGAGACACGAUUAGGGAGGUGUGUAGAGCUCAGCAGAAGCACCAGCCUGGAGACGUGGUGCUCAGUGAUGCUGGGAAGCUCAGCGCCGGGACACUCAUCUACGCCGUGUUUCCUCAGAAAGGACAGAAGCUGGACUCUCACUAUCUUCAGUCAGCCGUGUAUAACAGCCUCCUGAAAGCUGAAGGGGAAGGAUGCUCCUCGAUUGCACUCCCAGCUGUUGGGUGUGGAAGCUUCGGGUUCUCCGUCAAAGAGAGUUGUGUGGCGCUCCGAGCCGCUGUUCUUCAGUUCCAUCAGAUCUCUCCUAAAAACAUCAGACACAUCAGUGUAGUGGAUUCAGACCAGAGGACCGUUGAGGAGUACAACGCUCUGAUCCAGGAACUAGGAUUUCCUGACACUACAGUGGUUCCCCUACCAUCCUUGAAGCUUAAACACAGAUCAGACACGAGAGUGCUGAUCAAUGGUGUGCCCAUAUGCCUGAAACAGGGCGACAUCACCAGAGAGACGGUGGAUGUCAUUGUGAAUUCAUCCAAUAAAAGUUUAGAUCUUGACACCGGUGUCUCUGGUGCCAUCUUAAAAGCUGCUGGUCAAUCUGUUGCUGACGAAUGUAAAAAGCAAGCUCCUCUGAAGGCCGGCGCAGCAGUGCUGACGGGUCCUGGAGCGCUUCAGUGUAAGUACAUCGCUCAGAUGGUUGGGCCGGAGAGCACCACAGACAUCACAUCAUCUCUAGAAAAGGUUCUGAACCUCUGCGAAGACAAAACAGCCACAACUCUGGCCAUUCCUGCCAUUGGAACAGGACGCGGUGGCUUUCCUCCGAAGGAAUCGAUCAAAGCCAUCCUCUCAGCAAUCGAGAAACAUCUGAAGCAGCCGAACUCAUCCUGCCUCCGGAGCAUCUCUAUAGUGGCUUUUGAACAGAAGACCUUCGAUGACUUUCGUGACCAUUUUAAAGUGUGGAAUAAGCCUGCAUUCGGCAAGAUGCCAGAAAAUCAAGUCAAAAUUGGAAGUGUCAGAAUCGAGGUGAAGAAAGGUGACAUCACUAAUGAAACGGUCCGAGGGAUCGUAAACACCACCAACAGGGACAUGAGUCUGAGAGGAGGAGUGUCUGGUGCCAUAUUUAAAGCAGCUGGAGCAUCUGUGGAGCAGGAGUGCCAAAAGCACGGAGCUCUGCAGAAUGACAUCGCGGCCGUGACCAGCGGCGGAAACCUGCUCUGUGACUUCAUCCUUCACAUGGUCGGCCCACACUCGGCGGAGGAGGCGAGAUCCCGCGUGAAGAACGUUCUGGAGCGCUGUGAGGAGAAGCAGAUCACCACGGUCUCCUUCCCUGCCGUGGGCACCGGUGGAGGAGGCGUUCAGGGGACGGACGCGAUCGCUGCAAUGCUGCAGGGCUUUGAAGAUCAUCUGUCUCUAAACAUCUCGACUGUGAUCAAGCUCAUCUAUAUUGUGAUCAACCGGGACAACGUCCUACAAGAGUUUCAGAACGGUCUCAAAACAUGGAUUACGAAUACACAGGAGAUUGAAGAUGAUGAUGAUGAUGAUGAUGAUGAUGAUGAUGAUGGAGAUGAUGAGAGGGAGGAUUACAGCUCAACAGAAGAAAGCUCCUCAUCUGAACAAGAAGCGGAUGCCAGCGCAAACCCAGUGGAGGUGAUGAUGGGCUCGAUUAAAGUCAAGGUGUUCAGUGGAGACAUCACUAAAGAGACUGUGGAGGCUAUAGUUAACAGCACAACCACGAGCCUAGAUCUGAACACGGGUGUAUCAGGAGCCAUUCUCAAAGCAUCAGGACAAACAGUGGUGAACGAGUGCAAAUCAAAAGCGCCUCAGCCUGCCGACGGCCUGAUCCUGACCAAAGCUGGAAAUCUUUCAGAUAUCAAACACAUCAUCCAUAUGGUUGGGCAGACCAAUGAGAGAGGCAUCAGCAGCUCCAUGUACAAGGUUCUGAGGAUGUGUGAAGAAAAUAAGAUUCAGUCGGUUUCAUUCCCAGCUCUUGGAACAGGAGCAGGAAACUUAGCUGCUGCCGGAGUUGCCAAUGCAAUGACAGAAGCUCUGACCAACUUUAUGAAGGACUCACCAAAACACCUGAAGCGCGUCCACAUCGUGAUCUUCCAAGCGAAGCUGCUGCCAGACUUUCAGCAAGCGGUCAAGAAGUGCAAGAAGAUUUCUCCAAAUGCUUCUGCGCGUCUGGUCAAACCCCUCCAGAAACCGGUGAUCCCUGUGCCGACACAGAGACCAGCUGUUUGUCUAGCCAAAGAAACCGCCGCUGUAUUGUUCCCGGUUAUGGCUGUAGAUGUUUACGGGACGUCCCCUACAAACCUCGGCAAGGUCAAGAAGCUCCUGGAUGAGCUGGUCAAGGAGGAGUGCAUUAGUAAAGACGUCCAGUCGAGCCACAUCACAGAUCUUCCUGAGACGGACAAGAAGGCCAUUGUGGCCCUCAGCCGAGCCAAUCAAGUCAGCAUUCUGGUGACCAGCUGGGAUACGUUAACGGUAUCAGGGAAGAGAGACGAUGUCUUAGAUGCAGUGCUGAAGAUAAAUGGCUUCCUCCAGGCAGUGCGAGACCGAGAGAUGCGUGAAGGUGAGGUGAAGCGUCUGCGGGAGACGCUGUGUUGGGAAGUGGCCAGAGGAGAUCGCUGGGAGUCGCUGGAGCCCGGCAUCAGCUACGACAUGGAGCUGGCCUUCCACCGCAAGCAGAAGAGCUUCCAGUACCAGGAGAAGAGCGAGACCUACACCGUGGACUUCAACAAGAUGGAGGUCACAAACAGCAAGCUGGAGUCCUGCAGGAUCAAGAGGACUCUGAUGGGAGACUCUGAUACGGCAAUCAUUCAUCCUCCUACAACAUGGACCAAAAUGGAUGGACGAGAUUUAGAAAUAAUCACAUUACAGUCAGAUUCAGCAGAGUACAAGAACAUAGAAACAGCCUUCCUGACAUCCAGCAAUCAUCCUGAUGUGAAGCCCGUCCAGGUUCAACAGAUCGACAGGAUUCAGAGUCAGUCGCAGUGGCAGAGAUACUGUGUGCUGAAACAGGCCGUGGAUAAAAAAUACCCCAAACAGACAAACGAGCGCCAGCUUUAUCACGGAACGACCAAAGACAUAUGCCAGAAAAUCAACAAGAACGGCUUCAACCGCAGCUUCUGUGGGAGAAACGCUGUGGUUCAUGGUGAAGGCACCUACUUCGCUAGAGAGGCCUGGUACUCCUGCCACGACCUGUACUCCAACCCAGAUGACCAACAGCUGAAGUACAUCUACCGAGCGCGAGUGGUGACGGGCUCGCUGUGUAAGAGCAGAGGUGGGAUGAAGGAGCCGGAUCCGAUCAACCCUGCUGACCCACGGGCCGGACUGCACGACUGCGCCGUGGAUGACCUAAAGAACCCGUUCAUCUUCGUGGUGUUCUGUGACGCGGGAGCGUAUCCAGAGUACCUCAUCACCUUCAAAUCCACAUAGACCUCCAGCAAACCCUACAAGUGCACAUCUACCCUGACUCGUGACAGAGAUUAUAGGAGAGAGUUUUACACACAUAACAUUCUUCAGUAGGGUUGUCAAUCAAAAAAAUCACUUAAUUAAUAACAUGAUUAUUGCAUAGAUUAAUAUCAGCCAAGGAAAACUCCCAAAAAAGGAGAAAUUCAAAGACAUCAAAGGGAUUGUUUUCCCAAAAAAUUAAACUUGUCUGCAUUUACUCACCCUCGUGUAGUUACACAACACUUGCUUGUCUCCACUGACUUCUAUAGUGAUUUGUUUUAAGCAUCUGUUUAGUUAUCAACGGUCUUCAAGAUCUCUUCUCUUGUGUUUGACAGAAGAAAGAAACUCACACAGGUUUGGAUCAAUAGGAGGAAGAGUAAAUGAUGACAGAAUUUUCAUAUUUGGGUCAACUCUCUCUUUAAUGUGACACAUAAACAGACAACACACGUCUUUAGAAGUGAAUAUAAUCAUGUGAUUGACCACCAGCCAAUCAGUGACCUCUGAUCCUCUCAUCCGUCUGCUGGAAGCCUUUUACAUGCCACAUGCUUUUUUUAAAUGUGUUUCCCGUUACUAAAAGGGAAACAAAUCAUAACUCUCAUGUUUUUACUGCAUUAUAUUUGUUAAUCAUUCAUUAGACAGCCCUACCGGAGAAAGAGCUGCACUUCAUUCCGCCGUGUUUUAAACUUUUGAUACAGUUUGCUUUUCUCUGAAACUUUAUAAUGACAAUAAACACAUUUGUAAACUGC